AUGGCGGCGGCGGCUGCGGCGGCCCCCACCGAGGAGCUGCUGUCCCUGGAGGGCGCCAUGCGCGCGCCCGACGCCAUUAUGGAGCCCGGCAUGGCUGAGGUGGUGGGGCGCUACAUCAGGGCUGGGGGCAAGCCCGAGGAGGUGAUAGAGAGCCUCACCACCAGCUACGAAGGCUGCGCCCAGAUGGCGGGGCUGGUGUGCAGCUGGAUGCGCCUGGUCGGUGCACCGUACGCCCCGCCGGGCGCCCCCUCGACUGCCGGUGGCGGCGGCGCUUUCGACGCCGCGCCAGUGGCGACCGCAGCUGCCGCUGGCCCUGGGCGGCGUGGUGACAUGCCGCCGGACGAGUUCACUCUCUUGCAGGUGAUGGGGCGCAACAUGGGGCUGGGCGCUCACAUCAGUGGGAGUUGGAGGGGCGGCGGGCCGGCAGACGAGGAGCGCAGCAGCAGAUAG
This is a messenger RNA of Monoraphidium neglectum, 450 nucleotides long. RefSeq lists its product as hypothetical. Gene Ontology annotation, cellular component: NELF complex; nucleus. Lineage: Eukaryota; Viridiplantae; Chlorophyta; Chlorophyceae; Sphaeropleales; Selenastraceae. The record is from RefSeq and is a predicted model, not a curated record. Gene Ontology annotation, biological process: negative regulation of transcription elongation by RNA polymerase II. The transcript is spliced from 2 exons. Gene Ontology annotation, molecular function: RNA binding. The coding region runs from base 1 to 450 and encodes 149 amino acids.